Molecule: messenger RNA, 5091 nt
Organism: Cavenderia fasciculata
Lineage: Eukaryota; Evosea; Eumycetozoa; Acytosteliales; Cavenderiaceae
Exons: 4
Coding region: 1-5091 (1696 amino acids)
Source: RefSeq, a predicted model, not a curated record
AUGACAAGAAAGAAAUUACAUUAUUAUUGCAAACACACAGGGUGCGCUAAGAGCAAAGAGUUUUACAACUUGGAGUGUAACAAAGCACUUCCGCGUCCUUUCGCAGAUAAAGAUAAACGGGAUAAUCACGAGACGAGUCAGCACAGCUGUUGCUACAAGGAUAGCAGUUGCAAAGGAGACGAUAAGGGUCAUCAACAUGAGAAGGGAUUAGGAGAAGACUUCUUACAUAGGUGCAAACAUAACAAUUGUUUCCUUUCCUACAUAUCUGGUGCUGAAGCACUGGCUAAACACUUGAAGAAAAAGCAUCCUUGGUGCACCAACUUUCCCGAUUGCUGCCAAAUAAGAGCAACAACAAACGGUUCAGUCAGCAGAGAGAAUGGAGAAUUGACAAGUCAUGACGAUGAACCAAUGGAAGAUGUCAGAGAAGAGAAUGAAAUGGCAACUGGUCAUGACAACGACCCAAUGGAAGAAGGUGGUUUUGACGACAUGAAAGGUAUUGAUGCGCCUAUAGGUUUGGACAAAACGUUGCGACCAGUCAGAUUAAAAAUGCUUGCCAAGAUGUACCAAGAUGGAUUAUUUACAGAAAAGUGUUAUGGUCUUUUUCACAAAAUAUUUCCAUGGUUUACAAAAGAAGAGUAUCCCUUUAGUAAAAUCAAGCAAAUUAUUGCCGAUGAUCUGAAGAAGUUCAACGAUGGACAUGAAAUCAAUCCAAUUGGAGAAAAAGCAAUAUACAUUAAGUUUGAAAAAGUUAUCAAGGAUCUAUUGACAAGAAAUGAAAAGAUUGGAACAGGUAAAACCACACAGAUCAAAGUUGCCUUUGAUACUGCUCGAGUAGCAUCCAAUAACAGGAAUGUUAUGCUAGGAACAUUAGAAAUGGCCAACGAUGGAGAGUCAAUAGCUGAUUGUAAAUCACCAGACCACAACCUCCCUUUUUUGACCUAUUAUGGGAAGGAAACCUAUCCCGGCAUGAAGAAAGAUUUGCAACCUAUCUUUGCAAUGAUAAAUAGAAUGUACAAAGACAAGGGCAUAACAAUCGAUGGUCAUUUCUACAAAGUCAAUCUAAUCGUUGUAGCUGACUAUUACUGCCUUACUGUUCUUAAAGGAAUGAACAAGGUGUAUGCUCCAAAUAGCACCUGGUGUUGUGCUUGGUGUUACGUACAUACAACACAAACCGGUAAUUUUGGGAUUGGGGAAUGGAAAUUUAGAGAUUGUUGCGAUCCCCCUAGCCAAAAUGAGGUAGACGAACUCAAUACCUUGCGGGCAUUGGCAAAAUCAAUGGGAGUGGCACCAACUCGUACCGACGGUGAUGAUGCUGAUUCAGACAAUGAAUCAGAUAAUGAAUCAGACAUCUCUUUUGACGAAGAGCCAGAUUCUGACGAUGACCAAGAUGAUGACAGAGAAGAGGAAAACGGCAACGAAGAGCAACGUCAACAGCAAGACGAAGAUGUAGAGCUGGAAGAGUUUGGUUUCAACGGGGAAGACGAAGAGGAUGUGGUGAGACCAUCAGAGCAAUUUGGACAGAUCAAUGAACCACUAGUUGAUGUGGAUUCGGCACAUUGCCCCCCCUGUAGCUUACAUAUGGACAUGGCGGUAACUAGCCAAAUAUUCAAACAAACAGCAACUUUUUUCGUUCCAAAUGAAGUCAAGGAAAAGACUAGAUGUAAAAAUGAAGAAACAAAGUUAGAAUCGAUCAACCAAAGGAUAGGUACACAACAUACAUCUGUUCAUAAAAAGAGAGUAUCAAGGGCAAAUCUCAUCAGAAAAAAGCUAUCUUGGAUGAUAAAGGAGCUCUUAAAGAGAAUCGAGAAAAGAAAGGCUGACCUAAAAAAGGAGCAAGCAAAGUCUGCUGCCAUCAUUGCAUCGAACGUAGGCGACACAAAAAAGAAGAAUGCCAGGAACAAAUCUGCCGCUUUGAAAAAGCAAAUUACGCAGUUUACCAAAGAUUCUGCCCCAAUUGUCAAAGAGAUAAAAAAGUAUGGGGAUCUUGGCGAUCUGUUGGCAUACAGACACAAAGAUCUAAAAGGGUUGAUCAUUAAGGUAGAAAAUCUAAAAAUUAGUACAACCAAAGCAAUAGUGACGGCUAGAAAGAUGUUACGGAAACAUACCCAAACAUAUAUCAAGCUAACAAAGGAGUCUAUCGAAAUUGGCAAGCUUAAAAAAGGAGCAGAGAAAAAACUGGCAGAAAAGAGAAAGCAACUUGCAUCAAUCAAAAUUGGAAAGGAUGUGCAAGCAAAAAAGGCGCUGAUGGUAAAGAAAUUCUUAGAGGUCUGUAAGAAAUUAAAACUGACGGUUGUGGACGAAUCUAAAGAGUGUAAAAAAGAUAUAUAUCAGUUAGUCGACUAUAUCAGUUUCAAUUAUGGAAAGUGUAUAGAUAUCAUAGACAAUUACGAAAUGAUUCUAAAAAGCUUACAUGACUUGGGCGUUGACAAGGAAAGCAUUGAUGGACUUACACUCUUAUGGGAACAGUUGAGAUCCCUUAUUUCCAUUAUGCAAUACUGCGAAGAUGACAAGCUUAAUGUAACAAGUGAAUCUUGGCUCGAAUUCUCUCGCCCAUUCGGAGAUAAUUACGUCAAAUUGUUUGGUGAAAGGGCUGUAACUUCAUAUAUCCAUGCAUUUGUUUACCAUACUGGCCAAUUUAUGGAGCUAUAUGGUUGCAUUGAUAGAAUUGCCAAUUUUGGUCUCGAGUGCAAACAUAAAUAUGUAAAGAGAAAGGUCAAGCGUUCCAAUCAUCAUUUCGAUACCAAGUUGUUGGAGAAAAUUAUGCAAGCAGCAUAUGAAGCUACAACAUCUAGAGGAAUAGAAAAGAAAAAGGAAAAGGAAAGGUUAGCGAAGCAAGAUAAAGAAGAGCAAGAAAAUGAAGAGGAGGACGAUGAAGAGGAGGAAGAUGACGAAAAGGGAGACGACAUCAUCGAUGAAGAGGAAGAUGAUGAAGAGGAAGACGACAUCAUCGAUGAAGAGGAAGAUGAUGAGGAGGAAGAUAAAGAGUACUUGGCACAUGUAAAACAUGAUUGGUUAAAGAGUACUCUCCAAAACGCUCAGAUUAGACAUGGCUUUAAAUUUACUGUUGCAAAGGCUGCAGCAGAGGGGCGAACCUAUGAAGUUCAUUUUUAUUCAUUACAAAUCAAUAUAUUAAUGACAAGUUUAUUAUCUCUAUCUAAUUUAUUAUUAUCACAUAUCAUAUCAGAUCUUGAUGAUAAUGUUGAUAUAAUAUGUUUAUUAUUGACUUGUAAAAAGUUGUACAGUCAAAAUAGUAGUAGUGUUGGUGGUUUAAAGAGAUUGAUUCAUUUUAAAGGUAUAGAAGCAAUCACUGACAAUGGAUAUGAAUCAAAACAGUUUAUAGCAACAGCUACUAGAUUCAACCUCAACUCUUUUAAUGAUAUAUUAAAGAAUAGUAUAUCUAAUCAUCAGGUGAUAGUACCUGAUGACUAUAGUAUGAUUGGUGCAACAAGUGGUCCAUCUUUAUACCCAGAUUGGAUAAAAGAACGUAUCUAUGUAGAUAAGAGAGAUGAUAAAAGUAACAUUAAAACAGUAUUGGUUAAAGAGUACAAAUCUUUAUCGACAAUGACUACAUCUCUCUAUGACAUGUCAUCGAUAGAAACAUUAUUCAUCGAAAGUGAAGAUAGAGAGUUGGGUGUAGAUCUUGACCGUAUCUCAGAGUUGCCUCAUCUAAAAAGACUUGGAGUUAAUGCACGCAAGCUAAAUAUUGGUCAACACACAGCACUAAAGUCACUUUAUCUUGGUAUAUCCUCUGGAUACCAACUCAAAGAUAUGAGACGAGACAAGUUUGAGUCUCUUACAAAUCUAACUCUUAAAAGUUAUGGUUUGUCUGGGAUUAGACAUGGACUAUUACCAAACAGUCUUACAUCACUCUCUUUAACAUCAAAAGAGAUGCCUCCAAGAGAUACAUUCAUUUCAUUGUCAUCGUUGGUCUACCUUGGAAUACAUCUAAGAGGGUGUAAAGUAAAUGAACAACCAUUCAUUGAUCUCGAUUCUUUAAAUCAUCUCAAGGCAUUCAAGUUUAGUUGUGGAUAUGCUACAAAAAAGGAAGUCAUCGAGAUUAGUAUCCCUCCUUCAAUCAAAACACUCAACAUUGAGAGUGAUUAUGUAAUUGUUCCAUCUCGUUGCACCAUGCCACAAUUGGAGCAAUUAAAUGUAAAACAAAGUUUAUUAUUGAAGGGAAAUAUCAAUAUAUCGUUAUCAUCACAGUCUCUAAAGAAACUAGUUAUUUUUGAUUGCCAAGUAAUCAUUCCAACUGAUUUGAUUCCAUCAACUCUGGAAAAACUUACAAUCCAUAAAUCAUGUACUAUUGGUCAAUCUAUACUUGGACAAGUUGUAUUCCCAUCAUCUCUUACUCAUCUAACUAUUUUUGGAGAGUAUGAACCUGUCAAACUACCUCCAUCACUUGUCAAACUAAGACAGAAAUUCAAAAACAUUGAUCCGACAGGGUUUGAUCAGGAGAAUCAUUUAAAAAAACUAGUUUGGUCAUUUAAUUGGACAGAAGAUGAAACAUAUCUAGAGUUUCCACCUUUAUUUCCACCAAAUCUUGAAACACUCAACCUACUCAAUAUGGUAGGUAAAUAUACCAUUCAAGUACCACCGACCAUCAAAUAUCUUUUUUUACCUUUACAACUACCACCUGGACCAUGGUCAACUGGUUACCCAAUCUUUUCAUUCACCUCUAGAGUCACAAUCACUGACCAACAAAUACAACAACAACAACAACAACAACAAUGGCUACCCAUUAAUACAACCAAUCUAACUUGCAAAUUAUUUAAUCAAGUACCAAAAGUGGCAUUUAGAUUAGACGAAAUAAUCAAUCAUACCAAUGUUAGAUAUUUAUCUCUAUCUAUUCACAAUUUAAAUUUACAAUUUUCAAUUCAAAGAUUGGACAGUGAAAAUAACAAUGUAUUGGUAUUGGAAAGACAAUCAUUGACAGGUGGAAUAAUUACUCAAAAUAGAAAAUCAAUCAACAGUAAUCAAUCACAACAACAACAAAAAUAUGAUCCAAUUUAUUUAUAUAUUGAUUCAAAAUCUUCAUCUCCAUUUGAUUUGUAUUGGAGUUUUAUACCAAAACAACUUGAUCGAAUAUAA